AUGCCUGACACAGGGCUGGCACUCUGUUCUGAAUCCUGUUCCCUGGGAAACCCAACAGAACCCUGGACUGGGGAGAGGAGAAGAAACCUGCCUUUAAAGUUGAGCCUCCUGGAGAGAUGCAGUCUCAGGCCUGAGAAGAUGCAGGGGCUGCUGUCUCAGGAGGGCAGGGCCUGGGAGAAGCGUGCUUCCCUCACCAAGGACUGCAUGGCUGUGGAGGUUGGGGCCUCUGGCUGUGACAGUGACAAGAAAGACCUACCUUCUCCCAAGACUGGGCAUCCCCAGGAGUGGAGCUCGGUGGAGGAAGAUGAUGAGUCAGAGGACUCCCAGGGCUUUGUGGAGUGGUCAAAAGCUCCGCAACAAAUGACCAUAGUCUUGGUAGUGUGUGUGCUUUAUUUGUUCCUGGUUUUAACAGGGAUGCCUAUGAUGUUUCACAUUUAACUAUAAAAGUGGCUAUUGUUUAGAAAUAGAUGCCCUGUGUCAUGUUAAGGAAGAGACCUGAUUAAAAAUCAGGAACAGGUCUUGAAUAUUAUCAAAUGCCUUUUAAACAUCCAUUGAGAUGAUUUUUCUUUUGUAUUUAACCUUUUUGUGUGAGGUUUUGAAUUACUGUAUUUCACUGACCUUAAGACAUCAUCGAUUGUAAAACAUGCAUUACUUUGUAUACCCCUGAGAAAGAAAAAAAAUGCUACUUAAAUGUAAGAUGCCACCAAGUGGAAGAUGCAUCCUGACUUCAGAGAAGGUGAACACGUGCAACUUAGGAGCGAUAAAAUCUGGUAGAUUUCUUAAUUACAAAUCAUCUUUGCAUUCUUAAGAUGGUGGUACAGCAGUCUUUUCAGAUAUUGAAUUCUAUUUCUUGAUAUUUUCUGUAAGAUUCUUGCCUCUAUCUUCUUAUGUAAGACUGGUGCUAUCUUUGUUAAGUUUUGGUAUCGUGGCUAAGCUUGCAUCAUGAAGGACUUGAGUAAAGUUUAACCUUUUUCUGUGCUUUCGAAUACUUUCUGUAGCUUGAGAAGUAUCAAUUCCUUGACAUUUUGAAAGAAUUCACCAGCAAAGUAAUCAGGUCCUAGAGCUAUGGAGGGGAAGUUUCAGUGAGUUCUUGGAUGGCUUUCUCCAUUUCUUCUCAUGUUAUUAGCUUAUGAAUACUUUUUACUCCAUUAAUUUUUAUGAUUUACAGUGUUCUCUUAUCCCCUAGGCUAUGCUUCAUUCCACUAAGCGUCCCCCCCCCAGAUGAUCAGCGUAUUUGUGCACAGUAUUUUAUAAUUAAACAAAAUCUUCUCUUUAUUUUAUUCUGUCCCCUUUCUGCCUUUCAACUUCGGUUUGUGGUUAUUAGAUUUGUCAAAGUUUUAUCUAGUUUAUUAUUAACUUUCUGAAGAACCAUCACUAGGAUUUAUUUAUGUCCAUUAUUUCUCUAGUUUAUAAUUUGUUUUCCUUUAACAUGUAGUGGGUUUAUUUAUUUAUUAUUUAUUUAUUUAUUUUUGCCAUAUGCGGGCCUCUCACUGUUGUGGCCUCUCCUGUUGUGGAGCACAGGCACUGGACGCGCAGGCUCAGCGGCCACGGCUCACGGGCCCAGUCGCUCCGCAGCAUGUGGGAUCCUCCCAGACCGGGGCACGAACCCGUGUCCCCUGCAUCGGCAGGCGGACUCUCAACCACUGCGCCACCAGGGAAGCCCAGUUAUUUUGUUUUAAUAGGACUUUCAGUGGCCUCCCCUGAGUUUGCUAGAGAAAUCAGGGCAGGAGAAGUAUGGGCUUCUCUCUCUCUCCAUUCCCCUCUCUGGAUGAUUGCACCCAACAAGCCAACAACUGGCCCUUAAAAGAAAGAAACACAAGCCUCAGCUGUUUCAUUCAUUAGUAUUUUAUUGGUUGCAAAUAGGAGAGUCUCAAUUCAAAUGAACUCAAGCAAAGAGAUUCAUUGUAGAUUCACUUACACCAAAGUUCAGGAUGAAAUCGGCUUCAUUUAGAGCUGGAAUGAACUGUUGUGAUGACUGAAUAUGUAAAUGAGGAUAUGUACGCUGUGUUAAAGAAGUUAUUUGUAAAAGGCAUUGACCAAUGCAGAAAAUAAUUUAAAAUAAAAUAUCUCUUUUCAGGAAUGGUAUUCUUGGAAAUGUUGGGAAAAGAUUCCUGGGUCUUGGAAGAUAAUUACUAGAAAUAUGCAGGGGAGGUAGUAUAUCUUUUUUUUUUUUUUAAUGUAUUAAGUAUUCCUGGAACAAAAGCAGUGAGUUGGAAGGAGAGGAUUGUCCAAGUAAAGAAUGGAUUUAUAAGGAAAAAAAUUUAGAGCUGGUUCUCCAGGUCUAAAAAUAUUGCUGAGGACUUUCCGCUGACCUCCUAGUUACCUUCCUUUUGGGGGUGACCUCCUUCUUCUCCAUGUGGCUGGGAGAAUAGCUACCACCCCCAUCACCUACUUGGCAAGGCGAGGAGGCGGGGCAGAUUCUCAUCACACACACACCCCCUCCCGUCGCUGCUUGGCUGCAGGGACCAGAGUCUUGCAAUAAAGGAUGCAGAGGCCUGAGGCAGGAGCAAGCUGUUGGAGGAGUAGGCGAAGAACGAUGCGCAGCUGGGCAAGAGUGGAAUGGAGAUGCCUGUGGAGACCAUCAUAGAUGUCCAGGCCAAGGGACUGUGAUUAGCUCAGACGGAGCUGGUAAUCUUAAUCACAUUUGUGAGAUAUUGAAAAUUAUGACGCUAGUAAUAUAAAUCAUAUUAGCAGUGCUUAUUUAUUUGGGCUCUACCACAUGCCAGGAACCUCAUUUCAUGGAUGAUUAAAGUCUCCACCAGCACCGCUGAUGCUCUGUUCUCCACCCAACAGCCAGGCAGAUCCCAUUAAACCAUAAUUAAGACCAUGUAUAAUGCACACCUCAGCAAGUAAAAGCUAAAGUCCUCACAAUAGCCGUCCAGCCCCACGCAAACCCGCCUGCGCCCCCAUCUCUGCUUUUUGCUCCCUCCGCUGCUCCAGCUGCUGCUCCAGCUGCACUGGCCUCUUUGCUGUUCCAACAAGCGCAUCGUGCACCAGCCUCAGGACUUUUGCACCAGCUCUGGAAUGGACCUCUGCCUGGAAUGCUCUUCCCCCAUAAGCCCACAUGGCUCCCUCAGUCCUACAGGUCUCUGCUCCAACGUUCGCCUCCUUAAAGAGGAUUUCCCUGACCACGCCAUCCGCAGUUCACUCUGAUCAUCCUUAUAGCCUGUAUCACCACCUGACAAUUACAGAUUAAUGCGCCUCUUUUCUGGCGUCCUCCUACUCGGGUGGCUUUCCCCAGAGAAACUUGGUCUUGGGAAGGUUGAAUUGGAGAGGGCUGCAGAGAUCAGGCUCUGUCUCCCAGGAACCCUUCCUACACCCACACCACCUUGUGGGGCCCCAGCCUCUUGGACCCUCUCCCCCAAAUGCUUGAAGCUGCUCUGUCCCCUCCUGGAACGGAGAUGUUGGACCCAGGGUAGUAUCUGCAUAUAGUAUGUGGGGUACGUGGUGGAGGGGGAAAUAGGUCAAAUAAGUUGGCAAAUACGGCAAAUUUAAAAUCAUAGGGAAAUAGCUGGGAUGCCCAGCCGCUGGUCCAUAGCUUGUAAUUCUCAUCAUGAGACUGCCUACUCCGAGGAUGGGCAAUUCCGGUUGUGAGAGUGGUUUUGGGGUCGGUGGGCUUGCUGCAAGCUGCCACCAGGGAGCGGCUUCAGCAUCCAGCACCAUGGUGUUCAUGGACUGUCCACUUCUCUUCCUCUUGACCUUAUCUGUAUCCCUAAAUUUCAAAAGCUCCGAAACAAACGUUUUCGAUGACUCCUGCUCCAGGGGCUCAGCUCCUUCUGCAGCUGUAGACACUCAGACUCUGACCUCGCGGGGGCUCCAUUCUUUCUGCAGCAGGAGGGUCUACAAACUCCUGCUUCCUCUGGGGGCUGCUGACUGCAGCAGGAGGGACUCAGGGCAGACUCGCCACACACAUCCCUACAGCCCAUCCCUGCUCCUGGGCAGGGACAGGACGUCACAGCCGGCCAACCAGCCUACACGCGAGGCCGGAGCAGCACAGUCCCCCACGAAGUCAAAAUCAGCUUGGGAGCCCUUCACCCAGCGAAUACAGGCUGGUGCCUGUGGACUCAAGGGGCGCCGGAGCCCUCUGCGCCUGCGCAC
Molecule: messenger RNA, 4098 nt
Organism: Orcinus orca (killer whale)
Lineage: Eukaryota; Metazoa; Chordata; Mammalia; Artiodactyla; Delphinidae
Gene: SMIM17
Product: small integral membrane protein 17
Exons: 4
Coding region: 1-438 (145 amino acids)
Source: RefSeq, a predicted model, not a curated record